AUGUCCGUCCAGGAUAUGAUGCAGAUAUCGUUAUCUGGGAUGAUCACCCGCUCCCAGUUGGUGCAACCCCAACUGAGGUAUUCGUUGAUGGUCGGCCUGUUGAACGAUGAGAAUUUUCGCGAAUGGACUAAUGGAACACCUGGUUUUGGAAAGCCACAGACUCCCCAAAUCCGACCAUCUCUCGAAAGAGGUCAGAAAGAAGAUAUCUGUACCGAGAUUCAGCACAUCGGUUCACGGAUUCUCUUUACUGGCAUUCAAAAGUUCUUGGUUGAUACACACAGUCCAUUUACUAACAUCGUCAUGCUGGCUAAGGAUGGUCAAGUGAAGUGCCUUGAUAAGAGGUCCUCAUGUCUCUCCGGCGAAAUUCAGGAAAAUACCGCACAUAUCGCUUUGAAGAACGGUUAUGUCCUGCCUGGCCUUGUAGCCUUCGGCAACAAAACGAGCCUCAAAUCUACAACAGCUACUGAACCUGACAUGUGUAGUCCAACAGCAUCGAACUGGCAAACAUAG
Messenger RNA from Penicillium samsonianum, 510 nucleotides. RefSeq lists its product as uncharacterized. Bases 1 to 510 code for a protein of 169 amino acids. The transcript has a single exon. NCBI's taxonomy places the organism in Eukaryota, Fungi, Ascomycota, Eurotiomycetes, Eurotiales, Aspergillaceae. The record is from RefSeq and is a predicted model, not a curated record.